AUGAAAAAUAGCAACCUUCAGAAGACUCUUGUUGUAAACCUCAUUCACAUAGAUGAAAAUGUACCAGAGUUUCCUAAUGCAACGUUCUUUGCAUACGUAUUUGAGAAUGCUACAAAAUCAACCAUAGUGUUUAGUUUUAAGGAUGAAGAUCACAAACCAGUCGAUAAAGAUUGUCCAGCAGAUAAGUCAUUUAACUAUUUUACACAGAAUAACGAGGUAACAGACAUUUUUGACUUUGUGACCGGUACAAGCGGUGAUGUCGUUCUAAAGGAAAUUUUGGAUUAUGAGAAGCUCACAGAUCAUACCUUUAACAUUACAGUAGCAGCACAAACAGUAAUCAAUGCCGCUCUUGGAUCUAUUGGUUAUACUACUUUGAUAAUUAUUGUCGAAGAUGUGGAUGACAAUGAUCCUCAAUUUGAACAUCUAGAAUACGACCUUGACAUUCUUGAAGAGACAAUAUCGACCACGCCCAUAUUCGGUAAACCAAUCAUACGAGCUUUUGACAGAGACAAGGGCGUUAACCAAACCAUCCUGUAUUCCUUUGAAGAUUACAAGAAUACGUCAGACUUUCUGAAAAUUAGCCCAACAGAUGCAACAUUCACCGUCAUCAACAUGGUUGACAGGGAAAGAAACUCAUCAUAUAUCAUGACAUUAUGGUGUUUCCAGUCUGAUAAUCGGGAAAAGAAAGCGUCUGCCAAACUGAAUAUCCACGUGCAUGAUAUUAACGACAAUUUACCUAUUUUCGACCCUGUAACAUACAACGUCACCCUGGUAGAAAACGCCGUUGGUUACGUCACUACCGUCACUGCAACAGAUCUAGACUUUGGUGACAAUGCCGAGAUAUUUUAUGAGAUGGUGGAUCCAAAACAAUUAGAUAUAAACCCAAACAGCGGUAUUGUUACCGUGAGACCACAGUCCGACCUCGACAGAGAAGACUCGCCUGUUAUCACUGCGCUGAUUAAAGCAAAGGACAAAGACGGUAAUUAUUCCACUACAACAGCAACUGUUUCUCUAACACUACUAGACGUGAACGACAACAGUCCACAGUUUGUAGAAGAAUUCUUUGUUUUCCAUGUAAACACUACAGGUGACGGUGACGUCGUUGGUCGGGUAAACGCAACAGAUGCAGACGGACAAAACACGCCAAAUGCUAAUGUAACAUACGAUAUUCAAGCUGCAGACGUGCCUUUCGUAAUAGAUACACAUACCGGAAUGUUGGCUAUACAUGGGGCAUUUGAUCGGCAGAAAGAUUACGCAUUUUUUGUCAUUGCAUGUGAUAACCCCGAUAAAGAAAAUGACAGACGAUGCAGUAUUGGUAAUGUCGCGGUAUUGUAUGGAAAGAAUAUUUCAUUUGAUUCAUACAACAUAGAGCUGUCCGUUUUAGAAAAUAUGCCUAUUGGAACUAUGUUUGGAGAAGUGUUGCCGAUAUAUGGUGAUAGCUAUGUAUGUUCAUUGGAUGACUUCACUGUUGACGUUCAGAGCGUACUGAUGAAAACAAACACUUUGUUGGACAGAGAAUCUAACCAAACAUACGAGGGUUACAUUGAGGUCUACCAGUAUAAUCAGCCUAUAGGGAAUAUUUCAUUUACAAUACAUGUUCAAGAUGACAACGACAAUGCUCCUAGAUUCACUCAGGAAGAAUACUUCUUCAGUAUCUCUGCAGACUUUAAUAAUGAACAUCUAGUAGGAAAACUUAACGCAACUGAUGAAGACAUUCAAGAAAAUGCUAAUUUAACGUUCAGCUUCCAGCAAAGGUUUAUUGAUUUAUUUACUAUUGAUGUCAACACCGGCGAGGUCAUUAAAAGUGACCAAUGGAAGGAGGACACCGUCGUCAAAAAUUCUCUAUAUCAGUUGAUAGCUGUUGUUGAAGACCGGGGUACGCCGUCCUUAAGGUCGGUCGUUCCUGUUUACAUAUCUUCAAUGGAAGUAGGUUUAGACUUCUCUGUUGGCAUUCCAACUACUCUGUCAAAAGAUACACUAAUGGAAGCUAACACAAAAGAAGCCAUAGAAAGGAAACUUGCAGAAAUUCUUGGUUUUGAUACAGUUACAAUUACAGAUGUCGUCGAAGCUACCUCUUUGGUGUAUAUAAAAGCAUCCGUAAACGAAACUGAUGUUACGGCAAUAGAUCUGCAAAGGUCUUUGGUCAAUAACUGGUCUCCAAUCCAGAACAUGUUCCGCCAGUAUAUGGUACCCUUGGUUGAAAUAUUUCACUCCGACAAUGGCUUAUCCACGGCAGAAAUAGCACUUAUUGCUAUGUCUAUUGUUUUGUUCUUCGGUGGUAUCGUCGCUAUUAUCGUCAUUACUAGACAGUGGGAUGCGCAUAUAAAGAGCACGCGACUUUAUGAUUCUCUACGUCGUCCGAGCAACAUGUACGACUCCCAAGAACUGCGAAUGGACUUCAGUGAAGAGGAACUACCCAGCAGAUUUAGUACCUUUAAAGGACCGGGUAAAAGAAAUGAAGAUAUAACAAUGGACGGAAGUUUUGGUCUUGGUUUCGCUAAUGCUGCUUUCAACGCUGAUGGCGAGGAACUAAAUACUCCAACAACUCCAACCUGGAGCUGCAACGAUACUCCAAGAAUACCGAGAUGGAGCACAAGCGACUCUUUAAAAGACGCUAUGGCGAGUCUAGAGGAGUUGACCAAUAGAUUGAAUAAUGAAGAUAAUAUAUCAAGAGUAUCAAAUAUGUCCCGUGGCCGAAGGUCAGUUAAAUCAACCAAGAGUGAUCCUCAGACUCCAAGAUCUGAAGUUCAUCCAGAAACGCAUAUUAAAGAUGGAAGAACGGUUCCUGGAUAUGAAAACCUUGUUUUAAACUCAGCAACAGCUAAAGAUUAUGAAGAUCUGAAUCUUGGAGAGAGGACAGUAAACGGGGAACAUACCAGUCGCGGAUAUUCUGAAAGUGAAAAAUCUGCGUCUGAAAGAAUACAAGAGAUAAUAGAAAAUAAUGUUAUAUCUGAUGGUUUUGAAAAUACAGAUAUUGAUAAACUUGUUAACGAUGACCUUAUAGAAGAAGAGAGUACAGCUUUCUGAAAUGUAGAAGCAUUGACUUUCAAAUGGUGCUAUAUACAUGUAUGUUGUGCCUAGAUGUAUUUUUUAUUUUUUAAUAAACGUUCCUUUGCUUGACGGACUGCUAACUUUAUAUGUUUUGAGAUUAAUGCAGGUGUUCUUUCAAAAGAGGACUUUGAUUUGGCGGGAAAAGGUGUUUCUGGAAGAUGCAGUAGAACACAUGUACAUAUGUGAAGCAACCUCUUAAAACAAGCAUCAUUUAUUUCUCUACACAAUGUGUAAAGCAUGGUAAUGCAUUAAAUUAAUAUGCGGAACGAUUUUACAAUGACAAGUUUUUAUUUGAAAGUAGUCGGAAGACGCUGGACGUCUUGGAAUGUUUUUAGGUCUAAAAAUAGAACCAUGGCGUGUAGAUAAUCUCUAUUUUUUAUUCUAUAUACUGUUGAAUAAUAUGAUCGUCUGACGAACGUGUUGACAGAAAAUGAGCUUUUAUUGUUUUGUUACGUAGGACUAUAUAAUAUGUAUUUUAAGUAAAACACGUUUAAAUACUAAUGUUAUAUAUUGCCAAUAUCGCAUUGUGCAAAUAUCAUAUCCAUCAUUGCAAAUAUACAAAUUGCAGAUUUGACAUAGCCUGGGUUUCAGGCUUGAUAUUUUUGGCUUAUUCAUAUCAUAGGCGCUAUUGCGUUAUUUCCUACGUGCAUGACACAGUUUCUGAUAGCACCUAUUACCGAAAAAUAUCGACAGACUGGAAUCCAGGCUAGACAUAACUAAUAGAGCAAAUUUCCAAACUGUUUCUGUAUAUAAUCUUAAGAAUAUUUAAAUAAAAUAGUUAUACAGUUUUUUGAAAUAUUUAUAGCUCUUGUUUAUUUGCUAGUUAUAGACUCUGUGCCUUUUAACUUCAAACAUAAUUGUUGUUAUAUACAUUCUAUUUUUAAAGUGAAUUGGUCUAUAUAUCAGAACAUAAUUAUGUUGAUAUUAUUCAGUAUCAGACGUGAGCACGAACCACGAAAAAGAUAAAUAUGGAUGUAACUAGUAAGUGUUAAAUACAUGAUCCGAUACGACAUAUCACUAUAUUUCGCAGAUAAUAAAGGGUUCUAGAACAAAAUAUUAUUAUUCAUCAUUUAAAAGUUCAUACUAAAGCACUUGAGAAAUCUUUCAAUAUUUUGUUAUCCGGAAAUAUUUUAUAAGAAUAUCCAAAAGAUACAUAUUUGUUGGUUUUUUUUGUUUUUUUUUAUCAAUAUUUGACAUAAUUAUGGAAAAUGUGUCCACUGUAGACCAAUACACUUUAAAUUAUCAGAAAUGUAACUGGUCCAAAAGAAUAGUGAUAAUAUCAGAACUCUGCUAUAACAUCGUUAUGUCCUAUAAUUCUUUAAUCAUUUGUAACUAGUACUAAUUACUAUAAUUGUCAUUACUUUUUUAUUUUACGAAUGGCAUUAAUCAGAAAUAAAAUUGAACGAAC
Molecule: messenger RNA, 4459 nt
Organism: Ruditapes philippinarum (Manila clam)
Lineage: Eukaryota; Metazoa; Mollusca; Bivalvia; Venerida; Veneridae
Product: protocadherin Fat 2-like
Exons: 22
Coding region: 1-3027 (1008 amino acids)
Biological process (GO): homophilic cell-cell adhesion
Cellular component (GO): plasma membrane
Molecular function (GO): calcium ion binding
Source: RefSeq, a predicted model, not a curated record